GUGAUAUUCCAACUAAUAUCAGUAUAGGUGAUAUUCCAACUAAUAUCAACAUAGGUGAUAUUCCAACUAAUAUCAGUGUAGGUGAUAUUCCAACUAAUAUCAGUACAGGUGAUAUUCCAACUAAUAUCAAUAUAGGUGAUAUUCCAACUAAUAUCAAUAUAGGUGAUAUUCCAGCUAAUAUCAAUAGAGGUGAUAUUCCAACUAAUAUCAGUAUAGGUGAUAUUCCAACUAAUAACAUUAUAGGUGAUAUUCCAACUAAUAUCAAUAUAGGUGAUAUUCCAACUAAUAUCAAUAUAGGUGAUAUUCCAACUAAUAUCAGUGUAGGUGAUAUUCCAACUAAUAUCAGUAUAGGUGAUAUUCCAACUAAUAUCAAUAUAGGUGAUAUUCCAACUAAUAUCAGUAUAGGUGAUAUUCCAACUAAUAUCAAUAUAGGUGAUAUUCCAACUAAUAUUAAUAUAGGUGAUAUUCCAGCUAAUAUCAAUAGAGGUGAUAUUCCAACUAAUAUCAGUAUAGGUGGUAUUCCAACUAAUAUCAGUAUAGGUGAUAUUCCAACUAAUAUCAAUAUAGGUGAUAUUCCAACUAAUAUCAAUAUAGGUGAUAUUCCAGCUAAUAUCAAUAGAGGUGAUAUUCCAACUAAUAUCAGUAUAGGUGAUAUUCCAACUAAUAUCAAUAUAGGUGAUAUUCCAUCUAAUAUCAAUAUAGGUGAUAUUCCAACUAAUAUUAGUAUAGGUGGUAUUCCAAUUAAAAUUAAUAUAGGUGAUAUUCCAACUAAUAUCAGUUUAGGUGAUAUUCCAACUAAUAUCAAUAUAGGUGAUAUUCCAACUAAUAUCAGUAUAGGUGAUAUUCCAACUAAUAUCAAUAUACGUGAAAUUCCAACUAAUAUCAAUAUAGGUGAUAUUCCGACUAAUAUCAAUAUAGGUGAUAUUCCAACUAAUAUCAGUAUAGGUGAUAUUCCAACUAAUGUCAGUAUAGGUGAUAUUCCAACUAAUAUCAGUGUAGGUGAUAUUCCAAUUAAUAUCAAUAUAGGUGAUAUUCCAACUAAUAUCAAUUUAGGUGAAAUUCCAACUAAUAUCAAUAUAGGUGAUAUUCCAACUAAUAUCAAUAUAGGUGAUAUUCCAACUAAUAUCAAUAUAGGUGAUAUUCCAACUAAUAUCAGUAUAGGCGAUAUUCCAACUAAAAUCAAUAUAGGCUAUAUUCCAACUAAUAUCAAUAUAGGUGAUAUUCCAACUAAUAUUAAUAUAUGUGAAAUUCCAACUAAUAUCAAUAUAGGUGAUAUUCCAACUAAUAUCAGUAUAGGUGAUAUUCCAACUAAUAUCAAUAUAGGUGAUAUUCCAACUAAUAUCAAUAUAGGUGAUAUUCCAAUUAAUAUCAGUAUAGGUGAUAUUCCAACUAAUAUCAAUAUAGGUGAUAUUCCAACUAAUAUCAAUAUAGGUGAUAUUCCAACUAAUAUCAAUAUAGGUGAUAUUCCAACUAAUAUCAGUAUAGGUGAUAUUCCAACUAAUAUCAAUAUAGGUGAUAUUCCAACUAAUAUCAAUAUAGGUGAUAUUCCAGCUAAUAUCAAUAGAGGUGAUAUUCCAACUAAUAUCAGUACAG
Molecule: messenger RNA, 1593 nt
Organism: Saccoglossus kowalevskii
Lineage: Eukaryota; Metazoa; Hemichordata; Enteropneusta; Harrimaniidae
Source: RefSeq, a predicted model, not a curated record